AUGGGGAAGAGAAGGGGAGCGGCGAUUGGGGCGGGUGCCCUGGGCACCAUGACGGCUGUGGCCGCGCUGGUGCAGCAGUCUUUGCUGCUGCUGCUGCUGUGCGUUGGUGGGGUUGUUGUUUAUGGCAUUUGGUUUUGGCUAAGAGUGUUUCGCUGCAGCAGCGCUGCAUCGGCCCUGCAGCAGCAGCAGCAGCAGCAGCGGCGGGCUUUGCGCAGCAGCAGCAGCAGAAGCAAGAGCAAGCGCCCACCAAAGUCCGACGACGUCUCCCCGAGAGGUGCAGCAGCCGGCGCUGCUCCUGCUGCUGCUGCUGCUGCUGCAGCAAGCACUACAGCAGCGGACGAGGACGAGUGUCCUGCUGCUGCUGCGGAGGCGCCCCGCCGGCGGCCGCGAAGCAGCCGCAGCGGCAGCAGCAGCAAAAGCUUCUCAACAGCCGACAGCGAGGGCUCGGAGGGCUCGCGAGACAGCAGCAGCAGCAGCAGCAGCAGCAGAAGCGCGGAGGGCUACCGGUGGCUGGAGGGCGACGCAGAAGGCGCCUACGACUCCGCAGACGAAGCAGACUCCGAAGCAGAACAAGACAGUUUGCUGCCAGCAGCAGCGCAGCGGCAGCGCCUCCCCAGACGCAUGAGCUUCUCUUCUUUCAAUCUUGCUGCUGGCUGUUUCCCCGCAGAAGCCGAAGUGCAGCACCACAUUGUUUCCGCGUGUAUGUACACCCCGACGCUGCCAGACACCCAAAGCCUUCUUCGCCUCCUCGACAGGCUUGCCGGCUUCCACAGAUUCAGGCAAGGCUGCCCCUGCUGCUGCUGCUGCUGCUGCUGCUUCUGGCGCUGCUGCUGCUGCUGCUGCUGCUGUUGCAGCGUGCCCAUCUUGAACGCGCUCUACCCCCGGUGGCAGCAGGUGUCUGUACAGCCCGCGGCCCACCUGCGGCGGCUGCUGCUGCGCGACAGCAAAGAGCUGCACUUGUGUAUAGAGUGGGUGAUGAGUCAGCCGUGCGACAGCAGCAGGCCUCGCUGGCAGCUGUGGCUGCUGCGCAACGCCGCAGCGCAGCAGCAGCAGCAGCAGCAGCAGCAGGGGGAGGAGGUGUGGGACUCGAGGCAGCACAGGACUGAGGAAGAGCGGCGAGGAGUAGAUCUGAGGGAUGGGCUCAAAGAGCUGCCGAGACACUGCAUCAUUCUGCGCGCCGAUCACUGCAUUGGGGAUGGGGUCUCCCUCAUUGAAGUGGGCCUGCGGCUGCUGACAGACUCCCAGGGAAUUCCUCUGAAUGAGUGGCCUGACCCUCCGGUUUUGAAAGGUCCUGCAACAGCAGCAGAUGAACAUUUGUGUCUCUUGCCGACGCCGACGGCUCAUUUGCUGCGUUGGACGAAGCUGCUGCUGCGGGCCCCGCGACGGCUGGCGAGCGCAGUGUGGGGCUGCGUGCUGCUGCUGCUGGGCUCUUUUCGUGCAUUUGCUGCUGCUCUUUUAAUUGCGCGAGAUGCAUGCACUCCGCUGACGGGCACAGCAGCACAAAGAGAUAAGCUGCGGUGGGCUGGGCAGCAGCAGAUUGCUUCCGCUGCUCCCCUGAGUCUGGAGUUUGUAAGGGAAAUAAAAAAGGCAGCACGCGCAACCCUCAAUGACAUUUUCGUUGCGGCUUUCACAGGCGCUGUCAGGCGGUACUGCGAGCUUCAGGGAGACUUCCAGUUUUCGCAGCCGCCGGCAGCAAAUCUGCCAAGGGUGCUGUUGGCGUGUGCCUUCUACAGGCGCACUCGGGAAUUGCCAGACUGGUCUCAGUUGCUCCUGCGCAACAGAUUUGCUCUGACCUCUUUGGAGCUGCCCGCCGACAGCAGCGACCCGAGGGAAAGGCUUGGUAGAGUCAAAAAGGCCACUCUUCGUCUGAAGCGUUGUCGGCAAGCUGCUGCCGACUUUUUAACUCAGCGGGUAGUGGGCCAUUUGAUGCCGCGGCAGUUUAUCUGCAAAGCAGCAGAAGGCCUCUUCAGCAGGCACAGCGUUGUCUUCUCCAACCUGCCCGCUUACACAGCCCCUGUUUACUUCUGCGGCUGUGAGAUAACGGAGGUGCAGGUCGUGUACCCGAAUUUGAUUCCCCAGGUGGAGGUCGUGUCUUACGCUGGUCGUGUCUUUUUCUCAAUUGUUUUCGAUCCGUCAAUUGUUAAAGAGGGACACAAAUUACCAAAUCUGUUUGUCGAGGAGCUUUUCCGCCUAGCGGACGCCUUCGGCAUAGCCAGGCCCACUCAGCAGCAGCAGCAGCAGCAGCAAGAGAGCUGCGCAAGCUGA
Eimeria necatrix is the source of this 2265-nucleotide messenger RNA. RefSeq names its product COG3639: ABC-type phosphate/phosphonate transport system, permease component (ISS), related. Gene Ontology annotation, biological process: triglyceride biosynthetic process. Lineage: Eukaryota; Apicomplexa; Conoidasida; Eucoccidiorida; Eimeriidae. Gene Ontology annotation, molecular function: long-chain-alcohol O-fatty-acyltransferase activity; diacylglycerol O-acyltransferase activity. Gene Ontology annotation, cellular component: plasma membrane. The record is from RefSeq and is a predicted model, not a curated record. The transcript has 11 exons. The coding region runs from base 1 to 2265 and encodes 754 amino acids.